AUUUUGACACCUAGCUGACAAACAUGUUGUUUUUGCAUGUGAGUCUACCCCUGUGCGUGAUUGCUGUUUUAGUGUCUGUUAACGCUGCUUUCAAAUGUCCAGCACAAAAUCAAUCAGCGGAACUGAGGUUUACUGUAGAACUUGGUAGCAAAUACUAUGUUAUAAUUAAUCAUGGUGUUGAUAUACCAUGCUGUGCUGAAGGUUAUGAAAAAAUCGCAUGGUACAAGGAAGUCAAUGGAAAUUUGCAGCCUGUGCCAUCAGAAUCAGAAGUACUGCAGGAUGGACAGGUACUCCAGUUUCCUGAUAUUCAAGACACUGAUGCUGCAACAUACAGAUGCCAUGUUGUUGGACAAUCAAAAAGUAUCUAUCUAUAUACACAAAUAGUUGUUGAUUAA
Messenger RNA from Ruditapes philippinarum (Manila clam), 395 nucleotides. RefSeq lists its product as uncharacterized. The coding region runs from base 24 to 395 and encodes 123 amino acids. The record is from RefSeq and is a predicted model, not a curated record. The transcript is spliced from 2 exons. NCBI's taxonomy places the organism in Eukaryota, Metazoa, Mollusca, Bivalvia, Venerida, Veneridae.